This is a messenger RNA of Pomacea canaliculata, 5153 nucleotides long. Its product is annotated as GTP-binding protein YPTM2-like. The transcript has 4 exons. Gene Ontology annotation, molecular function: GTP binding; GTPase activity. The coding region runs from base 458 to 1342 and encodes 294 amino acids. The record is from RefSeq and is a predicted model, not a curated record. NCBI's taxonomy places the organism in Eukaryota, Metazoa, Mollusca, Gastropoda, Architaenioglossa, Ampullariidae.
UCUACCGUAUCGGCUCCAGCGUGUUUAGCUGCACCUUGACAUCGCUAUUUUUAGCUCGUCAUCGACCCUAGCACCACAAUCCUUCGCGCACCGCGGCUACCCCUCCUUUGUGUACCCUUAAUCGUCCCUACCCACCCGUUUAAAAGUUAGCGCCAUAGCAAUUUUUCUUUAUUGCUGCAGUGCCUUCCUUGCAGAGCAGGUCUCUCUGAAAUAUUUUUUCCGCUUUGCCUUUUUGCACUGGAUACUCGAGCUUAGACGAGAGAACCGGGUAUUACCUUUUGCUCAGCAGAACUGAAGACUUAUCGCCCCCUGCGUGGCAGUCCAGGACUUGCAAGCUCCUACAGCAACGACUUCGAAGAAGUCAUCUGUUAUCUCCCAGCUCACUUAUGCCUUUCUUUAGAAAGAAUUUGGAAAGAGUCCAAACAGAGAACAACAUGGUUGCCCACCAGCCUGUCUCAUGGCAUGUGUAGACUUCGACACUCUCCUGCAGAUCUUGCCAGAAGAAGUCACCGUCAGCAUGCCUAUGAUGGAGGAGAAGGGGCGACCCGGGAACACACCUGUCGUCAGACACCUGACUAAAGCCAACUCGUUCGGAGGUGCGAUGACUGACCACAAUGGCUCCGGCCGCCCUGACCUGACAGUCAAACUCAUCCUCCUUGGCGACUUCAGUGUGGGCAAGUCUUCGUUGCUGCGCAUAUUGGCACGGCAGAACCACUUCCGCGACUCCAUCAGUGUCUCCGACAACAACGACAACACCGUCCACAGGAGUUCUUCCAUGAGCUCCCUAGGUUUUGGCAGUCUUAGUCGGUCGGAAUCGCCAAGCAGCCCUCGGGCUUUGGUGUGCUCCGCUUUGAAACCCGGGGGGUUCGUCGACGUGUGGUUCACGCACCAGGGGAAGACUGUUUUGGCCAGAAUUGCCGACACUGGAGGGCAAGAGAGGUACCGCAGUAUGACAUCAUCGUACUACCGAGGGGCUCACGGGUGCUUGAUUAUGUUUGAUGUGACUAAAGAAAGUUCUUUCGAAAAUCUUGACUCAUGGAUCGAAAACAUGGACUACUACAGACCAAGCGACAAGUUCUCUUGCAUCAUCGUGGGCACCCGCUGCAACUCUCCGGCGCGGAAGGUUGCAUACGAGCGCGCGGCGGGAUAUGCCGAGAUGCGAGGAUUUCCUUAUAUGGAGUUAGACCUGGCGCACAUGAGUGACGUGCAGAGAGUAUUUGAUGCUUUGCUGGACAGUGUGAAGGUGACCCUACAUCAUGAUCCACCUCUGUUGAUCGACAUUCGACCUGAUAUCUCCACCAAUGACUUACGUGUAUCGAGAAGUGUCGUCUGUGCUUGCUGAAAGACAGACCUCUCUGUCAGAAGUAUCUCCACGUGGAGCAAGAAAUUGCCUGCUGUCCAAAAGAUGAACCUCAUAUAUAUAUAUACUUUUCAAGCAGUUUAAUUCCUUGUGCUGAAAACGAUUCUUCUCUUUAAAAUACUUUUAAAGAAACAUGAAAGUUUCUUUAAACUAAACUAAGCGCCAAAAAGACAAAGAUAAGUAUGAAGUCGGUCAAACCGUGCUCAGGUAUGCUGACUGCUGAAGGGUAGACACCGGACAAGAACUUCUCAUAACAUUUAUUAUCUCAAGAGGAAGAAGAGACUUGACCCUUCCAUCGCUUACUGACAGGCAGUGAACUGUGACCUCAGAGAGCGUGACGUAGCCUUCACAAGCUGCAGCAGGACCACCCUGACAUGAUGCUGUUGACAACCAUGACAAUCAGCCGUUGGAAAAGGUCAAAGGUGUCGACUUACUGUGCCUUGUGUUACAAACUUUGUAGGAGAGAAGGCUUAAUGAUGAAAAUUUAAGGAUGUGCCAAAUUCUGUGGCUUUACGAGAGUACGGUUUUCCAAAAUGAGUAGAAAUAACUUUCGUGCGCUUUAACCACAAUGUACCUGAUGGUAUAGUCACUGACAAUGUGCAUUUUCUUAGAAAAUCGUGAAGGGAAUGUAAUUAAGAAACUCUAUGUAAAUAUAAUGAGCUUGACAUGUACAGUAUGUAACACGUGCAAGCACAAAAAACAUUUUGACCACUCUGUUAACACAGCCACAAGAAUGACAACUACGGAACCAGUGAGGAAGAGGUGGAAAGGAAGAGAGAGAGAGUAGAAACGAAUGGAAAAGGGAGAUAAGAAAAUGAGUGUGGCGGAUGGACAAAAGAAAAAAAAAAGAAAAAAGAUGAUAGGGAAGGGAGUAACAUGAAAAAAAGUUUAUGGUUAGGUUGAUGUUUCAGUUGUCUUCCCCUGCACACCUAUAGAUACUUGUCUCGACCCUGACGCAGUUCCACAAAGCUUCUCAUCUGUUUGGUUAUCAGUUUCAUCUCGUCAGUAAACACCAGCUGACGACAUGAACAUGUAAUUUAUUCCCUCACUCUCUCUCUCCACCACCCCACAAGCCACGAACACCACCCCGAUCUCAGUCACUUCACACCCUGUGAUACUUAGAUCUGUUUGAGUUUAUUACAGCUUGAGGAACUUGGGUGUGCCGACAUGUACAGUGGCACCUAGGCUUGCUCAUUGCAUAUAUCCUAUACUAUAUCGGUGUACUAAUAUAGAUAUACUAUAUCGUUGGUCAUUUACGUCACACACAGGAUAAGAUAGGUUACAGAGUCCGCAGAAAAAAAAUAAAAUUCUUGUAGUCAACUCGCCUUCCCCUGAUCUUUUCCUCGCGCACGUCAGCUUUGUACUCGAGACACACCUGUACAAACACACGUGACUGAGGACUUAGCUAGGAAUUCUUGUCGGGCGCUAAAAAUAACUUGGUCACAGAAAUGUAUCAUUGAAAUUAUAUUUUUUUAUGCUUCAGAUAAUUUUAGUACAGAAGUGAUUUUAUUUACGAUCAGAGCAAGGGAGGCAAUACUAUUGUUGACAUGCACACCUGUGUCGGAUGUCAACAGGUAGCGACGACGGGCUUCUCACCUUAAUGUCCUCUUUAGGAUUUAGUUAUGUAUCAAGGGAGGAGGCUAGGUGAGUACCUUGGUGUACCUUCCAUGACUUCAGCUUGUCAUUAGUACAAACAAUAUCAAAGAGCCUGGCAUCAACAUUUUUGUUUGCGCGUAUGAACGAUGCAGCAGGUCAAAGGUUGUGUACCAGCAGAGGCCUCGUGUUGUCUGGUCAGACAAGUUUUGUGUCGCUUUGAUUCUCUUUGAUAUUUUGUGUCCAGCCUCGAGAUAUUAGCUACAUUCAGUUCAUCAGUAGUUAUCUCCUUUACUCGCUUAGACAUACUUGACGAGAGAGAGAGAGAGAGAAAUCAUUAAGGAUAUACAAAGUGAGUUUAUUUUGUUUAUUUGUUUUGUUGGGGUUUUUUUUUUAAAAGAAAACUCAACUUCUGGCUUAGUUUUAACUUUUCUGGGAACUCACAGAAAAUAUCUGAGCCUGUUGGUGCAACGUUUUAUCUGGAAAAUAGUUCUAAGCGAGGAUACAAAUCGUAUGUAAGCUCGGCAGAUGCAGACUGUGCAACACAAAAGCGAUUUUUCCGCGAUAAUUUGUUAAAGUGCUUGCGUUUGUGUGCGCGCGCGCGUGUGUGUGUGUGCACGUUUGUGUGUAUCUUGUGUGUGUCUGCACAUCUACUAUCUAAUCUACCACUUCUUUUUAUCCUUUCUUUCCGUUUCUCUUUUCUGAGGGGGGGGGAAGAGAGCCCUUCAGUGUACCUAUUUUCAGUUUUACUGGCGCAUAAAGAAACAUAAGUCUUUCACUUAUAUUACUUGCUGUUCUGUAAGUUAUUGUAAAGAAUUAUACCCCUAUUGCUCCCCCUACCUCCAGAUUGGUCUUCUUCCCGAGUGGUCUCAAAAUAACAUACCAGCAGUUAGCCGGUCAGAGAUACUUGUCAUCUUUACCAUGCUCAGGCAAACAACAAUUCUUUUAUUGUUUGUUUGUGUUCUAGACUUACAUCUCACGGCAGUUAAUUUGAUAUGCACUUUUUAAAAAUUUAAAAUAUCGUUAUCUGUGAAAGCAGCAAUUUUAUGUCUUAACUUAGUUAAGAAGAUUUCUUGGUAAACAAUUAUUUGUGAGUGCUACAGCAAAACUCAAGGUUGAUGUUGGACGUCUGACACACCUGCUACGACGUUCUACGGUAAAUAUCUACCUUGUAAAUCAUCAGACUUGAGUCAGUUUGUAGUACUGGGAACUAACCAGCAGAGUUAGAGGUAUGAGAUAAAGCAUAAGUCAGAUUCCUACAUACUGUUCUUAGGUUGUAAGUAAUGGAGUUAUUAUGAAUUAUUUUUAUUUAUCUUCUGAAGGUGUGGGCAAGCCUUUAAGUAUAAUACACUGUCACUCAGUUACUAUCUAUAUCUAUUUAUAUUUUUAUUGUUAUGUUAUCAGUCUAUCUGAACCCUGAGCUUAAAAGGCAAGAUAGCAAGGGCCUAAUGUUAUAGUAACUUAUCAAAGGCAAGAAACAGUGAAUGUUUCCAGUUACAUAACUUUGAUAUAAUAUAUUCUUUCACCCUUUGAUUUUUUUUAAAGUCAGUUGAGUACAAAAUGAAGCUUGUGUUUAAAACUAUGCACCACUGGGAAAUUUUCAAGAAAUUUUAUUCAUUUGGUCUUUCAUUUUUUUCCCACCUUUUGAUAUUUUUAUCUUCUAUUUUUCCGAAUUCAGAAUCUACACUUAGGAGACCUUCAUUGUGCGACUAGACUUAUAGACAAUACCUACUGAUGUUGGGAAUGACUACAGACCUCAUGUUCAUAGCCUGCAGCUUUAGUAUAACAUAGCUAGUAUAACACCUAUCUAAGAUAAAAGUCACAAAGUGAACUGAUUGAACUGUUUGUACUUAGAGUGUACAGCUGAAGACUUUAAGCAAAUGUGUCAAUGAGUGACAUAGUUUGAGUAUUUGAUUGCAUAAGAACAAAUUAAUUAUUUUUUCCCCGGUACUUACAAUGUCCAGCAGACAGGGUGGUUACUCUGGCGCGAAAAGCGUUUCCACUUUGAGAUUUUGCACUAAGAGUGGGGAGGGGAUGGAACCCGGGAUACUCGUCAAAAACAUUUGAAGACCAGACCUGCCAACAGAUGAAUUUAUGGUCUUUGAAGUGGUGGCAAGCGAGGGAUUUAACCACUACACUACCGGGUAGCAGGCAGCAUGAGUUUUCUACUUAAAACACUUAGAAUCUUCUUUUUUUUUUU